This is a messenger RNA of Fonsecaea erecta, 1992 nucleotides long. RefSeq lists its product as hypothetical. The transcript is spliced from 3 exons. The coding region runs from base 1 to 1992 and encodes 663 amino acids. Lineage: Eukaryota; Fungi; Ascomycota; Eurotiomycetes; Chaetothyriales; Herpotrichiellaceae. The record is from RefSeq and is a predicted model, not a curated record.
AUGGCAGCAUCUGAGCGACCCAGGUCUCACCACUCAGGUCGAGAUCUAUCCUUCCAGGACAAUGCGCAGUCCAACAAAGCUGACGGCCCAGGCGUUGACAGGGUCGUGAGCCUGGCCAUAUCCGAAUGCUCAUCAAAAGAGGGCCAUGGAAAUACUUCAAGUUUACAAGCCCACAGUGCGGGAACAGCGCCGUCAGACACGAUUGGUGCUGGUGUUGGCCGAAAUGCGAGGAAGAGGAGGGGAAUCGCAAUUGCAUGGGUUCCAGCAUGUUUCACUGUCAUCCUGCUGGCUCUGACAGCGCUGUACGCCAUUAGACCCAGUUUGUGGAAGAGUGACUUUAUCAACUCAUCCCCGAGCAAUGCGAUUUUUGUUCUCCGAGCCUUGUCUGAAGUGACGGCGUUCCUGCUUGCGAUUACCGUGGCCUCUUCAUUUGAGCUAUUGCAGUGGCUUCUGACAGUCCGCGAAGGCGGCAUACCGCUGACCGAAUACUUGUGCCUCCAAGAGGGAACUGGGAUUCUGGGACUGAUAAAACUCACUGCCGAGGCGCGGUCCAGUGCCAGGACAAGACUCUGGGGAGGCCUUAGGCUCCUUGCUGUGGUGCUAUUGCCGAUAUUGGGAGUCUUGAUCAUGAGUGAGGUGGGAACCGUGCUCAGGUUUGACAAGGUGGGCCAGACAGUCGCACCGCUCGGUUUUGGGUUGGGAUCUUUGAACACCAGCGUGGCCAUCACAUUGUCACCCUUUACGGACAUCCUACUCGGAGCCUCUUUCAGCCAGUUUCUGGAUGACCCGACUCACGCCGUAGACAUCUCGGACGCCAGUCGCAGGAAAGCUUGCACUGCCACAGCCGGUGUGGGUAGUGGACGAACGUGCGAGCGAUCUAUUUACCUCGCUGCAGGUCAGGAGGAGAUAGCUGCACAGAUAACGACGGAUGCACAUCCGAGAGCCGACUCCUGGCUUGUUGAAGAUCAACAAGGCUAUGUGCUCCGCUUCACUGAAGGAGAUGCUGGCUGGGUAUUUGACAACGGGACAGAAUGCCGGACUUAUUACACUGAGGCGGUUGGGUCUACUCUUGGUGCUUUCAGACUGUGCGCGAAAAACGUAGCCUCGAAUCAGAUACAGGCUAGAUACUCAAGCUGCAGCUAUGCCGACACCCUGGCCAGAAACUGUGACAAGGAGUCAGCAUGGAAUUCAACACCAACUUGGUCAACGAGUCUAUCCUCGACUCUCCGCCAUGCGAGAAUCGCGUACUCGAGACUCAACGGCACUAUCAUCUCUCACGAGUUCAGCAAAAUGUCAGAGACAACGGCACCCCUCAAGUCAACUGAUCUAUUGCAAGCAUGGGACAACUUCCUGGGUCUUGCAAACGACACGGACCUGACAACAUCCACGACACUGGAAAUCUUGGGGCUCGGAGCUGGCAAAUUCAUGUUCCCAGCAAUGAUUGCCUCGAUGUUAAAUUCAAUCGCCGAGCUCGUUUCGCGCAGUCCGGCCCUCCAAUCAAGAGCAGUCAACUCUCUGCAGGCGCUGCUGGCAAUUCCCAUUUACUUCUGCCAGACAGGCUACAUUGAACGUCAGGUUGUCUCUGAGCUGCCGAGCAACAUUCUGUUCACGAACUACGACAACAUCGUUCUCCCCAACGGCCUCGAACGCAACAGCCCGGUGUAUUUCACCGUGAGCAGGAAUCAGAUUGUUGUGGGACUUGCGUCUGUCAUAGCUUAUGUGGUCCUGAGUGGACUUACCCUGGUGCUGUGUUUUAUGGCGCUGGGUGCCGCGACAUUCACCGAGAGAUCGAGGCAUGUCCCCGACACCAGUGCAUUCCCACUCUUGGAUUUCUGCCGUCACUGCAUUGUAACAACGAAGCAUGGAAUGCCCACAAUCAAAGGGCCUUUACAGGGAACGGAAAGCUAUGACAGAGUGGCACUAAGGGAGAUGGACGUCAAAAUAGCCCAAAGAGCUGCAUAUACCUCCGCCUACGAGGGUCGACAUGGAUAG